This is a messenger RNA of Musa acuminata subsp. malaccensis (wild Malaysian banana), 7541 nucleotides long. The record is from RefSeq and is a predicted model, not a curated record. Lineage: Eukaryota; Viridiplantae; Streptophyta; Magnoliopsida; Zingiberales; Musaceae.
ACAUUUAAGGGCAAGUGAGAUCACCGUCGGGGCAAUGGGUGAUGAAGAGAGAAGAGGAGGGAAGGUCGUGCAUUUUGUCGAACAGUUGGAGGAUGAAGACGUUACUGUCGUCGUAGACCACGGAGAAUCCGGAGGGGGGUGACUGUGAAGGUAGACGCCAAGGUGGUGGAGGUGGAGGGGCCGCGCGGCAAGCUGGCGCGCUACUUAAAGCACCUGAACCUGGACUUCCAGCUGCCGGAGGGCGGCCCGGGGUUGUGGUGGACGACUGGUUCGGGUCGCGCGGCAGCACUGCCGCCAUCCUCAUCGGUAUCAGCCACGUCGACAACCUGAUCAUUGGUAUCGCCAAGGGCUAUCGCUACGACAUGCGCUUCCAUCACCAACAACAGCUCCUGCAUUGAGAUCCACAACUUCCUCAGAGAGAAGAAGGUUAUCCAUCUUCCUCGCUCAGCUGAUCUAGUCUUGUCUGGUGGAUUUGUCUUCCAUAUUGUAUAAAUUAAUUGAUUAGCUUGUAGUAAUUGGGACGGAAUAAUAUUUAUCAGCUCGUAGUAUUUGAUAUGACAAGAGGAUUUGGAAGCCCUUAUGGACAGCAAUGGCUCAGCAUUUAGAAGGUAUAUUGAAACUGGGUUUGUUAGAGAAUGUAAUAAUUGUCUUCCCAUUAAUAGAAAAUUUCAACAUAGUGUAGAACAUUGGAAAAAGACCGAUAUGAUCUCCUCUUUGACUCUUGGAGCUAAUUGACUGGGUUCCAUCACUAAGCAAGAACACCUUGGGUAAAAAAUUUAUCAGGGAAAUGCUUUAAUUUCGUGACUUGUUUGAUAGCUAGCCAAUGAUAACCUGUCAAUUCCCUUCUCCAUAUCAACUUUUAUAAGGAUUUGGGGAAUUCCACCUUUAGAAUGACACAUUGUGUGAACCAACUCUUGUGGUAUCAUAAUUGGGUCAUGCAAACUCCUCUUUAGGAAGUUUGAUCGUUCCUGUUAGGAAGUUCCUCCCAGCAGGAUCUUGACUGCUUUCCAACUUUAAGAUAUGAAUUCCACCUGGGAACUUAUUAGUAAGUCAAGUGCGAAAUUGCCCUUUGCUUUAAUUGAUCUCAUUGGGGUCAAAGGAAACUUCAUCACCCAAAGAACUUUUAAUAUGUCAACAAGAUUAUGUGAGAGAAGACUUUCCUUUGUCAUUCCAUGGGUAAGCGACCCCUUUGAAAACUUUAGCCUAUGAGAUUGCAGAAGAGAAAUUCUCUCCUGAAGAGAAGGAUCAGGAGGCUGUCUUGGUUGCGUCAAUUAUGGAGAUAGAAUAGGUCUCUCAGGUUUUUUAGUGGACUGAGCAGUUGCCAUGUUGUAUGUACUGUAAACUCAAUGCUAUUUCAUUCAUUUUUUAACACAUUUUUUACUGGCAUGAACAAAGUUGGAUUGGUAUCUUUAUAUCGUGGUUUUUAUUUAAACAUGAGUUUUUGAAAUCCUUCCUUUGUUUAAUCUUUCCAUGUUCCACAACUUCCUAAUGCUGCCUUUGAUAUUGAUAUAUUCUUUGUGCUUUAUUGUUUGUGAGAGUUUGGAUGAAUCAUAACCUUUUGUACAUUUGCGCUCUUAAGACCCCAUAUUGGGGAAGACUCUUGCAUUGAGACUUUCUCUAUGUCAAUUCUUCUGAUCCCUUUUUAUUUAUAUGGUUUCAUCGGAUAAAUAUCUUUCUCUGUGUACUGCUCUAGUGUCCUCUUAGUGAAGCCUUAGCUCACUCAGAAACAUCUAUGAAUGUGCAGUGCAGAGAACAUCAUAUGUUUCUCGAAGGCCCUUCCUCCUCAUACUUAUCUUAUGGUCUAGAUUAUCCGACUUGGUUGACCUAACAUAAAGGCCUAGCAGUAAUCUAGCAUUAAGCUAUAGCCAGUCUCGCAUUCAAAACAAAGUAGCUUAUCCAUAUUUUUAUUCAACUGAUAAUAAUAUUUUGUGAAAUUUAUUACUCUCUAGAGAUUUAGCAUUUCAGUGUGUUUUACUCAUUAUAUUAUUGUCAUAUACAAACAUUUGCAGUAUGUGUUGUAGUUUGUAAAUAAAAUUGACUUGAGAAAACAGAUGAUACAAGUACAAUACAUCAUUAUCCUUCUCAAAGCAACUAGUAAAUCCAUGUGCUGCAUGUAUAUAUUUGGUAUGUUUAUGCAUAAAUAUAUAAUUUUCUUGAUAUAUUGCUACUAUCCAGAUUACAUUUUUAUUUUUAACCAAUUUUCAUGAUUCAGCAGUCUUAAUAGUCAUAUAUAAGCUUGUAAACUGCAAUCUCUUUAAAUUUUUGGACUAUAUUACCACUAGUUGUAUCUGCUAGUUCUUUAUGACUCUGACCCUUGUCUUGGAUGUUUGAAUGUGUUCUCUCUGCCUGGUGGGAGAUGGAGAUUUGAUCCCAUCCUGCGCAAGCUGCACAUUUUCGCACCUGUUUUGGUGGUUAACUUUCCUUUGUGGGCUUCAAUGAGAAUGAUUUUAUACCUUGUGAUCUGAGAUGACCUUCUUAGGCCUUGUGGCCUAUGUUGCACAGCCUAGUUCCCCUUCUGAAAGAAAAGAAGUAAAUGUCAUGUAAAGAAGGGCAUCAGGAAGUCCUUGGAUGACAUCUAUGUUAGUGGGAAGGGAACAAUGACUGGUGGAAUAUAAGCAAUGUAAUAGAGUAAGAGAUAUAGGCACCAAUUGUCUAGGCUUUCCCUUUUUCAUGGAAGGUGUCUUAUGGUCAAUUGACUCUUUAAUCUAGUGUGAUUGUUGAAGUUCUAGUUUCAGCUAGUUCUUUUUAACUUUUGAACCCUGUCUUGUUGCACUUCAUUUUCUGGUGACUUACAUGGGUUGUUCUGAUGAAAACUAGUGUUAUAUACGACCUUCUAUUGUUCCUUGUUCAAUAGUUCCUCAUUACAUUUAUUAAAAAGCUGUUCUUUAAUCAUCAGUACCAUUCUAGUGCUGGAUGUGUGUUUUGUUUUUUGGGUUUGCAAUAUAAUCAUAUUUUUGAACCGACGUUUUUAUUGCUGAAUACUUUACUUUUGAUGGAAAGUUGAUUUUGGUUGUAUCUACUGUUUCUGGUUGGCUUUGGGUUUGUUCUAUGACAUGACAGGAUUUAACGGUUGACCUGGUUAAUCACCUUUAGUAAUGCAACUUAUGUAUGCCAAUCAAAUGGAAAAACGAAUCUUUAUCAGGUGUUUUGCUUGCCAGAAGGUGAUUUUUAGGAUUUGGUGGUGUAUGCCAAACAAAUGGUUGUGGAUUUGUUCUAGCUUUUACCUAGAGUUACCUAGAGUUAGUCCUAGGAUUUCAUGAGGCUUCUCAGGCAUAGUUCCUUGACAAGUUCCAGGGUCUUUUUUGGGGGAUAAAUUGCAUAUAAAUUAUUUGGUCUUGUCAUUUUUCAUAACUGAGAUUCCAGAAGUGUCAUUUUGUCCAACUGAGGUUUUGAGACAGUUUUAGCAUGUUUGCUGCAGCAGACUGAUUUUAGUAACAUUCUUAUCUUGAUUUGUAAUUAUGAAAAGAUGGUUAACAUGGAAGCAUUUUUCUACUCAAAGAAUUCAUGAUCCUUCACACAAGCAAAGGUCUGGUGGAAAGUGCAUUAGCAUUCAUACUCAUGAGACUGGAUGGCUUGUUUGCAGUUGAAUCCAGCAAACCUAAAUAUCAUAUCGUUACUGUUUUCAGUGGUGAACUAUGUUCUCUACGAUUAGACACCAAAACCAGUCUGAGCUUUUCUUUUCCACACUAUAGUCUUUUGCAAGUGCACUUGGUGUCACACAACUUUAUCUUCUCAUAGGGUAGAAAUCACAGCAUCCAGGCCUUUAGGGAAAGAGGUUCUCUGAUUUGACACCACUCAUUCAUCAUCUUCCAUUGUGGCCAAUAGUUUGGCCUCCUUAUUCAUCCUUAGGAUCAUGUUCUCUGUUAUCUGCUUAGUCUUCUCCAUCUGAUAGUAUGUCAGACAGAUAAAAGAAAGUUGCAUUGUCUGUGGAGCAUCUGAUGCUUUGUCCUACUUGAUACAUAUAGUUAUUUGGACUAGCUAUUUGCAAUUUUUUUUAAGAGUUCAAAUAAAAUACAUGUCCCCAAACCCCCUUCUACAAACUCUCAAAUCUCACAUGGCCUCUCACAAGCUUGACCUAUAAAGCCAACAUUGGCAGGUCAUAUUGAACCUACCGUAGGAGGGGUCACAUGGCAAGUUUGUGAGAGGCAAGUGAUAGAAGUCAUGAAUAACUUUCUUUUUAAAAGAAAUUUGGUAGCUUUCAGUUUGAUACCAAUAGCAUUGCCAUGAACAGAACUCAAUAAGGUGAGAGGAUUCAUGUAGCUUGUUCAUAUAUUUAUUGUUGUUGUUGUCAUUGUCAUCAUUGUUCCAGAGCUUCCUCCUAAUAUUUUGUAUCCUCCUAAUUCCUAAUAAACAGGCAGGUCGAGAAUGUUUUUGGAAGAGAACUUAAAUAAAACCUCAAAGAAUCCAAAUAAGGAUAUGAAUUCAAUAGGAUUUCCUCUUAUGAUAUGUAUCAUGUUAAAUAUCAACAUGUUUAAGAUGAUAGAUUAGAUAUGAUUUUCAUCAUUUAUUCUCCAGUAACUAAAUUUUGUAGGAAAAAAAAUAUUUCGUCAUGUAGAAUAAAUAACAGAUUAGAGCAGGUUGUAGUUUGAGAAAGGUUAUGCAUCCUCACAUCUUAUGCUAGAAUAUAGAUUGAGUGACAAAUCUUACACUAACAAGAAUCUUGUAGUCAAUAAAGCAAAGAACAGUAACCAUAGUGGAAACUUUGGCUUUGCACUUUCUGAAGUGCAGACAAAUGGCAUUGUUGCUUUAUAAGAUUGUUGCUAAAGUUGUUCCCCAUACUUAAAAAGACUAUUCAUGCAUCAUCUACAUGGAUAUCAUUUUCUUUCUAAUGACAUUGAAUGCUAGUGUAAGGCUUUCUGAUGCCAUGGCAUCGGUAACUCCAUAGUCCACUAUGUUAUGCUGGAGUUCCCUCUCCUUUUCUCCCAAAGAAGGUUGUACACUAGUCAUUGUAUUUUUGCAAGUUAAAUAGCAGAAAAAUAAAAGCAGCAGAAAUGUUGGAGAAGCCAAUGUUCCAACUAAUACUUGAUUCUGUUUCAUCACCUUUCAUGGUACUGUUCUUGAGACUAAGAAAUGCUAGUUUUGAUUAUUCAUGCACUAAUCAUAACUAAUUUUUUUGAAAAGUUGGUCAUUUAAUGUGGCAAUCAUAUUUGUUCUGGAGUAAAUGUUGCUUAAAAUCAUUCUUAUGAUCCACUAUUAGCCGCAAAUGAGAAUCUGGCAAGAAGCUGACCUACAAUCAUGUUACAAUCAGUAGAAUUGCAUAACAUAGCUGUACUGUUUUGUUAUCGACUUUAGUUUUUUACUCGUUAUCUUGUAUUUCUAUUUUUUUCUAGUAUAACUAUCUACUGUUGGUGCUUUUCUCUCAUGUUUUUGUGUAUUCCUUUUUUCUCAUUAUUGUAUGCUAAUUGAGAUCAUUUUGAAUAUGAUUCUUGUGGACAUUUUCCUCCCUUUUAUUCUUUCAAAGAAGAAAUCAGACAAACUGAAAAAAUGUGGUAUAGUUUCAGGAAUGAAGUUUUUCUUAACUAUGGUUAAAUAAUUGAACAUGUUCAUUGGUGGAGGCAGGAUCAUAUCUUAAUUAAUUUGCUUUGCAAGAAGGAAAGAAAUAUGCAUCUACUUUUAAACAUUUCUUUCAUAUUUACCAAGCAUUCCAAAGUUUAUCAUCUGACACUGCACCAGAGAAUCAGGACACACUGGUAGUCAACAUAAUAGUUAGCUUUCUUUCACUCUCAAAAGAAAAAAAAAGGUGAUUCCAGUCUCCAAUCCGUAUCAUUGAUGGUAGGAAGCAUCAUUUGCAAUGAUUCUCAUUUGUCUAAGCUAUCAUUUUCUCACCUUUAUAGUGGAUGAUUCUCCUUUUAUAGUUACUCAUUCUCUUAAUAUAUUAUAAUUUAUCUUGUAUCCUAAUUGUGAUCGACAAUGGUAUUGUAAAACUUUAUGAACUAUGCCUGGGGUGGGGCCAUGUGACUCGCAAAUGGCACCUUUAUUUUCUUAUUUCAGAAGAUCUUGCUGAAAUCUAACUAAUAUCUUUGUACUUCUCUUUUCAGAAGCUGUUUUCAUCUUUAGCAUGCUUCUCAAGGCAAAAGUUGGGCCUCUGGUGAAUCUAACUACAUAUUGUUUGGCGAAACUCUACCAUGCUGUAAAUGCAGGACACUGAAGCUACUUUAUGUGAUUAAGUGGGUGGUGCUUUCAGAAGUUUGUGCAAAGUCUCUUCUUCCAACAUGAAGAAUCAAGUAGAUAGUUGACCUGCUGGGGCAUUUUUUUCAGACACGCUCUGGGAUGGCGAAGCAUCGAGCGUCCUCGACGGACAUGGACGUGGGAAUGGGUUGGUGGGGGAAGUGGAAACCCGUCCUGGUGAUGCUGGCCAUCGUCGUGGCCUACGCGGUGAUGAACAUCAUGAUCAAGAAGGCGAUCGACGAGGGCACCAACCGGCUACUGCUCAUCACCCUCCGGCAGCUCAUCGCGGCUCUGAUCCUGUCACCCAUCGCCUACUUCCGCGAGAGGAAGACGAGGCCGCCUCUCACCGCCGAUAUCUGCGUCCAUCUCUUCUUCAGCGCAGCACUCGGCGCGGCGCUGACGCAGUACCUCUUCCUCCUCGGCCUGCAGUAUACUUCGGCCACCUUCGCGUGCGCUUUCGCCAACAUUCUUCCUGUGCUCACCUUCCUGAUGGCGUUACUCUUCCGGCUAGAGACGCUGAAUCUGAAGCGGACGGCGGGGAUCGCGAAGGCGAUCGGGGCAGCCGUGUGCAUCGCCGGUGCAAUGCUGCUAUCGCUAUACAAAGGCGUGGCUUUGACCAGCUCACCUCACCCAUCGAGGGCGUCGGAUCCUCGGCCGACGCACCUCGCCGUCGACUACACCUCGAGACAGUGCUUGAUGGCCACGGUUGCGCUGUUCGCCGCCUGUCUUUGCUACUCCUCGUGGUUCCUCGUCCAAUCCAAGGUCGGCAAGAAGUACCCUGCGCUGUAUUCGGGCGCCGCGCUCGUCUUCCUCAUCAGUUUCCUUCAGGCCGCCGCGCUGAGCUUAGCCAUUCAACGAAGCUACUCCAUGUGGAUUCUGAAGACGAAGCUGGAGUUGAUCACUGUUCUGUACUCGGGGAUAGUGGGAUCAGGGAUAGGGUUCUUGGCCAUGUCAUGGUGCGUGGAGAAAAGAGGACCACUGUUCACCUCUGCAUUCACUCCUCUCAUACAGAUCAUCGUGGCCGUCAUCGACACCUCCGUCCUCCAUGAACGGAUCUACCUCGGAAGUGUUCUUGGGUCUGCGCUCGUGAUCCUUGGUCUCUACUUCCUCUUGUGGGGCAAAAGCAAAGAAACCCGUAAUAGUGAAGUGAAACCUGCGGAGGGCAACGAAGAGAACAAAGUGCAGCUGCAAACAGUGUAGUGACCAGGAAAGCAGGAUCCUGAUGCCAUUGCUGUGUCCACUACAAAAGCAUCAGUAGCAGAAACUUAAGCUCGAGUGACAGAAUCUGCAGAAAGUGGUGUUCAGUACCAAUUAUAGUCCAAGUAAAGAUAAUGCAAACUACUAUUGGUUUAAUGGUUACCAUGAUUAACUAC